AUGGAGGACCUGAGUAUAAGGCCAGGAUUUAACCUUCAUGCAGCAUUUCGUGGACACCUCUCGCCUGUUCGGCGAAUUACAUAUAAUGCUCACACGAAGCAGUUCCUGUCCAUGGACGAGCACACGCUCAAGGCAUGGAGCGUCAACCGCGAUGGAACCACGCGAGUUCAGUACGACGUUCAAUUCCCUAGCUAUCAGCAGAACUUCAUCACCUCGAUGGUGCUCAGCCGGGAGCUUAACCUGCUGUUCACCGCAUGCCUGGAUGACAACCUGCGCCUGUACAACGAGCGGCUGCGACUCAAGAGCUGCAUGCCCUGGUCAAAUGGAGUUGUGCGGGAGAUGGCGUUCUACGAGCCGCGUAGCCUGCUGGUCACAGCAGGGUCGUACGGCGUCAAGGUGUGGGAGUGCUUGUUGGAUUACGAGGCCUUCCGUACGGACAAAACGUGCGAUCUGUACGACGUACCUAAAAUCAAAGACGGGUCCGUGCUGCCUUGGUGUUUCGGCAAGUACCAGCAUGUACGACUGAGGUGCACCUUGCAGUAA
This is a messenger RNA of Volvox carteri f. nagariensis, 543 nucleotides long. RefSeq lists its product as uncharacterized. Gene Ontology annotation, cellular component: nucleolus. Gene Ontology annotation, molecular function: protein binding. The transcript is spliced from 3 exons. The coding region runs from base 1 to 543 and encodes 180 amino acids. The record is from RefSeq and is a predicted model, not a curated record. NCBI's taxonomy places the organism in Eukaryota, Viridiplantae, Chlorophyta, Chlorophyceae, Chlamydomonadales, Volvocaceae. Gene Ontology annotation, biological process: rRNA processing; positive regulation of transcription by RNA polymerase I.